UCACCAGAAGCGCAGAGCUGCAGAACGACGACGCAGCAGCAGCAGCAGCAGCAAUGCACAACAGAGCGCACGGGAAGUAACACGGGGUGCCAAAACUUUCACACCCAGACACACACACACAUGAAACUGGGAGGUGCUUGAUUAUACAGCAUUUUAUUUGAUCUCAUUUGUGUGCCUGGAAGAAGCAGGGAUGCUGAAAUGUAGAAGAAGAGAAAUUUUAUUAUUAUUAUUAUUAUUAUUAUUAUUAUUUUGAAUCUAUACUUUUCUUUCUUUUCUUUUUUAAUUCUGAUGGACCAUGCAAUUGAAAUGCACUUUUUCACAAAGAGAUCCACAAAAACAAGUCAGGAAUCCGAGGAUUUAAUCAUCUUCUGCUUUCAAAACAGCACCAACACGACUUUCAGCUCGUUCAGACGGAAACAGCAGGAACACAUUCGGAUGGGCUUUAUUUCAUUACAUUUUUUAUUUGUAAUAAUUCCACAUGUCGGCUUCAUUGGAUUAAAGAUAAACCAUUAAGGUAAAUCCGAGUCAUUCUGCGACUCAAAUACUUUAUUUUUUGUCCAUCUUUAUGAAGCACUGACCUUCUGCUCGCUUUUACGCACUGGAGGAUGCGCUUCUCUCUAAGCUUAUUCUUCUUAUUUUCCUUUCGGGGCACGUGAUCUGCAUCAUGCUCCUUCAUUCUCACUCUUAUAAACUUCUCAGGACUCCAGUGCUCACAGUCUGUGGCUGUUCAUGACACUUUAUGAAACAGUUAUAAUGAUUCGGCGCUGUGAGAGUUCAUCACUCGGCCUGUUCUGACCUUUCUGUCGCUUCAUCCACAUCAGAUCUGCGCUUGGGAGCCAAGUCACGCGCGUGCAACCGGGAACCGGAGGGUCGCUGAUUGAUUGAUUGAUUGAUUGAUUGAUUGAUUGAUUGAUUGACUGUUAAGGAGAAACACCGUGAAACUCCUUGCGAGUGCACGCGCGCGCACUGACAUCUAAAACAGAAAAGGAAGAAAGAAAAGAGAGAGAGAGAGAGAGAGAGAGAGAGAGCAGUAUUUCCUCCUCCACGCUUCAGCAUCAUUUCUGUGGAUUUAUUUCUUUUUCUUUUCUUUCUUUUUUCUUUUCUUCACCGCAGUGAGAUGACAGGGAUGGAGCUUGAUGCCUUUUGGUUUGAUCCCCUGCGCGAGGAUGCGAUCAUAACGCGUUAAAACAAAAAAAAAACAAAAAAACAAAAAACCAGCACGGAUGCAAUAUUCGGUGCAUGCGUUCGGGUCUUGUGCACGCUCCGGGACGUUGCUGUGGUGGAUCUCCGCUUCUUCUUCUUCUUCUUCAUCGUCACAGCUGCUGCUGCUGCUGCUGCUGUUCAACGCCAUGGGCUGCAUCCAGAGCCUCAGGUACAAGCCCAAGAGUUUCCGCGAGAGCGUCGCCGUGCUCGAGGUGACCACCUCCAUCGACCCAAACCCCACCAGCAUCGACGAGUCCUCCAGCGUGGUGCUGCGCUACCGGACACCGCACUUCCGCGCCACCGCGCGCGUCCUCGUGCCCCCGGUGGCCGCCAAGGAGACGUGGACGGUGGGCUGGAUCCAGGCGUGCAACCACAUGGAGUUCUACAACCGAUACGGAGCCGAGGGCAUGUCGAGCUGGGAGCUUCCGGAUCUCCGCGAUGGUAAAAUCCAAGCCAUCAGUGACUCGGAUGGCGUGAACUACCCCUGGUACGGGAACACCACAGAGACCUGUACCGUCGUGGGUCCAACCAAGAAAGACACCAAAUUCACCGUCAGCAUGAACGACAAUUUCUACCCAAGUGUGACGUGGGGCGUCCCGGUGAGCGAGAGCAAUGUGCCGAUGCUGAGCAACAUCUGGAGGGACCAGAGCUUCACCACGUGGCUGGUGGCCAUCAACCAGACAUCAGGAGAGACGGUGGUGCUGCAGACGGUGCGCUGGCGCAUGCGACUGCACAUUGAGGUGGAUCCGGACAAACCGCUGGGGAAACGAGCCAAACUUCUGGAACCCGUCGCUCAGGAACAGCCGCAACUACUGGGCAAAAACGAGCCGAUCCCGCCCAAUGCCAUGGUCAAACCCAACGCCAACGAUGCACAAGUCCUCAUGUGGAGGCCCAGGACUGGAGAUCCAGUGGUGGUCAUCCCUCCUAAAUACUGAUUACACUUUUAUACAUUUUUUUUAACGCAAAUCAAACUUGAGGUCGAUGGAAACGUGGACGAGGAGCAGAGCAGCGUUUCUGAUGACAGAAUGGGUCGGGAUCACUGUGAUAAAUGAGAAAAAAAGGGUGACAAAAGCUUUUCAGUGUGUUUUGCAUUGGAAUAUUCCAUUUGUAUUUAUUUAUUUAGGUGGCGUUCACUAAAGGCGCAGUUUUUUUGUGCUGAGGAACGAUGCUUUCAGAAUUUUAUACAACACUGAUGACAAGACAUUGAAUCCAUGCUGCCUUAAGUUUACAUCGCUUUUUACUGCAAAAAAACAAAAACAAAAAACUCUGAGCCUUAAACAAACAACAUGCAACGCAGUAAAGCCUCAUAAAUCCACAUCUCAUGAUCAGUGGUGUUCCCUAAAGGACUGUAUUCAUUUUAUUAUUAUUAUUAUUAUUUAUUUUUUAUUUUUUUACAGCGUAUUGCAUACACACCUUUUGAAAGCACGGUGGGUUUAUCCAGAUGCUUCUUAUUUCAUGGUUAGGAAUAACUCCAGGAGACAGUUUGGGUCAUUUUUAGUUUGAUUCAUUUUCUGUAGACGGAAAGGAAACUUUAUCGGAGCAGUGCAGAGCGAAUUACAGAAACAAUCCAGAACGUCCUGGACGUCCUUCAAGCACAGCAAUACAGCAAUUCAGCCGUCAGAUCAGCGUCUCGUAACGAGAGCCGCGUCCCGCUUCUGAUCAAACACUGAACGCCACGUUCAUCAGCACUGAGCAGGACAAAUGAAUAUGACAUCACACACACACACACACACACACACACACACACACACACACACACACACACACACACACACGCACGCACAAAUGUUUGUCUCACUAUCCUUAUGAGGACCUUCCACUGACAUAAUUAUUAUUUCAGUUAAUUAAUGCUGUGCCUGAACCUAAACAUAACCAUAACCUCAGUAAUGAAAAGGAAACUUUCUGGCUCUUUUAUUUAUUUUUAUUUUUGUUAAAAAAACCCACAACAACAGCAAUUUCUUUGUGGAGACCAUCCGAAUGUCCCCACAAGGUCGAAACUGUCAGAUUUUACUUUCCUUGUGGGAACAUCUAUUCCUCAGUAGUUUAUAAACACACACACACACACACACACAGAGAAAGAGCAGUGUUCUUUGUUUUAACCUGCUGUUGUUGGUCAUGUAGAGUUUAUUUCUUUAUUUCACAGAUUCUCACUUUAACAUGAGAAUAAAAAUCACACCAUGCGCUGGA
This is a messenger RNA of Neoarius graeffei (lesser salmon catfish), 3390 nucleotides long. RefSeq names its product family with sequence similarity 78 member Ab (gene fam78ab). The record is from RefSeq and is a predicted model, not a curated record. The transcript has 2 exons. NCBI's taxonomy places the organism in Eukaryota, Metazoa, Chordata, Actinopteri, Siluriformes, Ariidae. Bases 1224 to 2138 code for a protein of 304 amino acids.